Molecule: messenger RNA, 2022 nt
Organism: Aspergillus ibericus CBS 121593
Lineage: Eukaryota; Fungi; Ascomycota; Eurotiomycetes; Eurotiales; Aspergillaceae
Product: PH domain protein
Exons: 4
Coding region: 220-1725 (501 amino acids)
Source: RefSeq, a predicted model, not a curated record
UCUAUCUCCCAAGCUCCCUACGUAACCCCUCGACGGUGUCGCCCCACUUCCUCCGCUUCGCCGUAGGCUGGCUGCCUCUUAACGAUUCCACCGUCUCGACUAGCCUGAGAUCGCGCUUCCGGUGUCCUCCACCGCGAUCCCCGACGGCAGUUUUUGUCCCUCUUGUCGAUUUUCCCCCUCCGUGAGCAGCCCGGUCAAAAUCCUUCCCCGCCAGUAACCAUGUCGGCUGCAACCAGUCCCGUGGAGCAGAAGCUCCCCCAGCGUUCGGCCACCGUCACCAGUUCCAUGACGGGUGUCAGUCGUCGCACUUCCAUGAGUGAUGACGAGGCCAUUCCCGGGUCUGACAGCAAUGAGACUACGAAUCUCCUCCUCGAGCGUCUCCGCGCUUGGAAGCACAUGUGUGGAUACCUGGAAGAGUACGUCUCCGCGACGGCCAAGGUGUCCAAGUCGCAGGCAAAGGAUUUCGAGAAGGUCUUGAAGACUGUGAGCGACCCUCUGCGGGAAGGUCAUCAUUUCUCUCAGACCGCCGGAGGCGUUGCUGGCUGGUUUGAGAACAUUCGGGCCAACACUCAGGGCAUGGUGAACCUGUACCUGGACUCCGAGAAGAACCUGAAGGGAUCUGUGCUUCCGCCCUUGGAGCGUCUGCACAAGGAGAUCAAGGCCAAGUCGAAGGAGCUGCAGAAUGGCGCUGCGAAGGGCGCAAAGGCAGUCGACAAGGCUCGGGGUGUUACUCAGAAGCACAUCGAGCUUCUCGCCCAGAACACGGCCACGCUUGAUGCUGCGUCUCAUAACAAGAUUGACACAGCUCAUGACCCUUACAUCCUGCGUCGUGGUGUCACCCAUCGCCUGAACAAGCAGAUUAUCGAGGAGAACAACAACCGUCAGGAUCUGAUCGCGGUGCAGAACAACUUCCAGCAGUUCGAAGCCCAUGUCCUGCAGACUGUUCAGGGUGCCAUGGAGCAGUUCGUCACUUACAUGGGUGGCCAGCUUGACCGCCACCGUGCUAUGUACACGGACAUGCUGGCCACGGGUCAAAGGGUUCCCCCGGACUUUGAAUGGGUCAACUUCAUGACCAGAAACGACCACAUCCUUGUCAACCCCGAUGCGCCCCCGAGGGCCCUCGCCAACAUCACUUUCCCCAACCAGGACCACCGUGCCACCAAGCCAGUGAUCGAGGGCACCCUGGAGCGGAAGUCCCGCGCCAUGCUCAAGGGCUACAGCAGCGGCUUCUACGUCGUCACUGCCGCUCGUUACCUCCACGAGUUCAAGGACAACGACGAUCUCCGCCGCGACCCGGCACCCGAACUGUCCUUGUACCUGCCUGACUGCGUCAUCGGCGCCAUCGACGGCUCCAAGUUCAGCGUGAAGGGCAAAGACGUGUCGGGCGGCAAGGUCGGAAAUGCGUUCCACACGAACACCGAGCUGAGCUUCAAGGCAGCCAACUCCAACGAGGCCGAGAAAUGGUGGACUGCCAUCAAGGACGCCACCCGCGCUCCGAUCCACACGUCCACCACCACAUCCCCAACAAGCCCUGUCGCUGCCGAAAGCACUCAGCCUCCCGCCUACGCCGAGAAGGAGGCCGCGGCCGCUCCCGCUCCUGCUCAGGAAGCCCAGACCCCGACGUCUCCUGUUGCCGUCUCUCGCACCAACACCAGUACCUCGGGCACUCUCCCUACCGCGUCCGGUGCGGCAGCAACCACUCCCGCAGCGGAGCAAAAGUCCUAGGCGUCUAUCUAGCCUUAAACAUCUCGGAAAUAUCCCUUGCUUGGAUCAGAGGCCCGAGUAUGCUCGCGUUCCGUUCUUGCAUAUCGAUAGCUUACCACCUUCGAUACUUCUCUUGCUUUUCAUCGUCUAUAGUAAUGAAUUUAUCGUCGAGCUUUAUUUCUUCAAUGAAUAUAUGUUUCUGUUCAUCUAAUGAUCACUUUGGAUCUUAAUGUAUUUAAUUGCUCGCUAUGAAGUUUGACAUAGGCCGCUCAUAGUGACUGUUAUUCUGAGGUUCACUUUUUAUACCCUGAUGCUUCU